AUGGCCUCCGACCUUUCUGCGCUUUUGACCUCGUCGAAAGCUCUGACCUCGCACCUCUCAAGACCCGACCUCCCGCAUGUCAACCUUUCGCUUGAUCAAAUAGAGGCGCAGUCAAGACGCCUUGUCGCUCGCCAGUCAGGUGCUGCUACAGACAGUGGGCGCGCGAACUAUUUGCUGGCGCAAGCGCACGUUGAUGCACCCGCUCUUGCCAACGCCAUAGCGCAUCUAAACACCUCCACCACAUUCUCGCCACUUCGCCCACUUCAAGACACAGAUGUUGCGGGAUAUUUACGCCACGCGCACGAACAAAACAUCAUAUCGACUAUUGAGGAGGCCCGGAGGGAGACCCAGGAGGACUUUUAUCGAAUCUUGGAGGAGAGAAGUCGAAAAGACUGGGAUGCGCGCAAAAAGAGGGUAUUCGAAGAGCUCGGGGGACGCGUCGCGGGUGACAAUCAGUCGCUGGCUAAGUGGGACAAAAAUCAGCGCGGGAGGAAUUCUUUAGCACUCAGCACAGGCCCAAGCCCAACCUUGCAAAUGCAGAACAAGAUGAUGGCCUACGACCGCGCCAUAACCGAACUCAACGCUGCGCGCCUACGCGGCGUCUCGUACCCUAUUGUACACGCCCUCAUCCAAGCCUCCUUGACCGUCAGCCCAGAAGCAAAUCAGCAGAUCAUCCAAAAUUUCCGCAUCCUCGCCAAGAUCACUGGCGAGCCGCCUGCGCUGCCGCCGCUUGAGCACGCGGGCGCGCACAUCCUCAACACGCCACUCUUCGAGCGCAAGCACGCGCGCGCGUACCUCGGAGACCCGGCAUCCCGCGACGCUGUAGACUUGCGCCGGCAGAUCGCGCGAGGCGGGCGUGAGGCAUUGGAGGAGCAGUACUUUGAUGUGCUGGACCGCGCAGUGCUAGCGCGGCCGUUCGAGGCGAAACUGGGCGGAGACCCGAGCGUCGCGAACAAGGUGCGCGCGUUCCUAUUGGUUCGGUAUUACCGAAAUGGAGAGUGGCAGGAUCGGAUUGAGUUGGUUGGCAGUCAGCCUCUCUGGGCCAAGCUGUACUACUUAGUGCGGACGGGCCACGCUCAGGAAGCGCUUGCGGAGGCAUUCAAGUACCAGCAAGCAAUUGAGCAUCGAGAAGAUAGCUUUGUGUCACAUUUCAAAACUUGGGUAGAGUCCCCUGACAGACGGCUUCCAAAACCACAUCGCGAUCAUAUUCAGUCGAUAUACAAUGCGCACAUGCUUCAUUCCACGACUGUUGACCCUUUCAAAUUGGCUCUAUAUAAGCUGAUGGGCAGACUGGACCCCUCGAGACGCACCGUGCCUUUGGUCACUGCCACGACUGAAGAUUGGCUAUGGUUCCAGCUUGCGAUGGUUGAUGAGGAGGAAAACGGCGGCCUUCGCGGUCUGGCAGAAACCUUGCUUGGAUAUGGAGAGCGACACUUCGAGGGCCCGCCCGGCCAGAAGGCGGGCAAGGUCGGUUUAUGGGCCUCCAUCUUACUCUUAUGCGGCCAAUUCGAGCGGGCUGUUGCAACAAUGUGGGAAAAUCCCGAGACCGAGAUCGAAGCCGUUCACUUGGCCAUCGCGCUUUCAUAUCAUGGCCUGCUCCGUAUGCCCUCUCGAAUGGAAACUUCGGACAUGACCCUGACGUUGACCCCCAAUGGACCUCCUGCGCUAAGCCUCCCCACACUCAUUUGGCGCUACGUUCGCCAAUUCGUCAAAAUGGACGCCAAGGAGGCGUUGCAGUACGUCUACACCGUGUCACUCAACUCGGACCAAGCGGGUGGUAUUGGGCAAGAACAAGUGGAGAAUGCCCUUGAACUCGUUCGCAGGAUCAUCAUCCUCGCUCAUUCUGGCCCUGCUUGGGAUGAACUCGUCGGUGGCUUCCGAGCCGAUGGCACACGAUUCAACGGCGUUAUCGAGCAAGGCGCUGCACUGCUCAAGCUCCAGGACUCGCGGCAGUUCAAUGAACAGAUCCUUGUGCGUGCGGCGAAGCAUUCCGAGGAGAAUGAUCGUGUGCUGGAAGCUAUCAAACUGUAUAACCUCGCCGGCGAUUACAAGACCGUAAUCGUCUGCCUAGCUCAGGCGCUCGGCAAUACUGUGGCUCAGCCAAAUGGAGGAGGCGAAAAGGGUAAGGCCAUCGAGCAGACCGCCACGGAGAUUGUCCGACAUUAUGAACGCACAAACCGAGCGGUAGGUAAAGAGAGAGAGACCGUGAUCCGGCUCUUGCGCAUCCGUGAAGCUACGAAUGCGAAAGCGGAUGGGAGGGUGGAGAACGCUCUGGAGAUCCUGCAGUCGACGGAUCUGAUACCUCUCGAUGGAGAUGUGGCUAAGAUUACGAGACGAGCGGAAGAAUUCCGGGAUCUGCACGAGGCUCUGCAGCGCAAUCUGCAAUCCUAUCUGUCGCUUACGAUGGACUGUAUUGCUGCGGUCUAUCAGAGGACUAAAGCAUCAGGCGUGUCAGACAGCAGUCGACAAGCGAGCCUCGGAUCUUUGAGAAAGAUGUCACGAUCGCUGAUGAUGUUCGCCGGCAUGCUCAGGUAUCGCUUGUCCCCGGACGUGUAUUCGUAUUUGGCAAGGUUGGACGUGGAGAUCGCGCUCUGA
This is a messenger RNA of Heterobasidion irregulare TC 32-1, 2595 nucleotides long. RefSeq lists its product as uncharacterized. The transcript is spliced from 11 exons. The record is from RefSeq and is a predicted model, not a curated record. Bases 1 to 2595 code for a protein of 864 amino acids. NCBI's taxonomy places the organism in Eukaryota, Fungi, Basidiomycota, Agaricomycetes, Russulales, Bondarzewiaceae. Gene Ontology annotation, molecular function: structural constituent of nuclear pore. Gene Ontology annotation, biological process: protein import into nucleus; poly(A)+ mRNA export from nucleus. Gene Ontology annotation, cellular component: nuclear pore.